This is a messenger RNA of Electrophorus electricus (electric eel), 2152 nucleotides long. Its product is annotated as GTPase IMAP family member 8. The record is from RefSeq and is a predicted model, not a curated record. Gene Ontology annotation, molecular function: GTP binding. Lineage: Eukaryota; Metazoa; Chordata; Actinopteri; Gymnotiformes; Gymnotidae.
AUGUAGUUUAGUAACAAUAUUAAUGUUAAUAUACAGUUAUAUCGAGUAAGGUACAAAUGCUCUAAAAUUCCACUUAACUAUAAUAAGGGAGAAUUAACUACUUCGCACCCUUGUCUGCAACCCAGCCUGUAGAGGAGGGCUGGAGCCGAUCCCAGCAGCACAGGACUCAAGGCAAUCACCACGGACAGAAUGCCAGUCCACAAACAUGGGAAUUUAGAGACUCCAGCCGACAUAACACCCACGCCUUCGGAAGGUGUAAGGAAACCGGAGAACACCGCGGAAACAGGCGCACUGAGAGGUUCUACAGACCUGGAAAAGGGGGAUGAGGGGGAGCAGAGACAGAAAGCGGAAACAGAUACAGUAGAGCAGUAGAGCAGGAGGGGGAGACAGAGAGAAACUGCAGCCCGACACAAAAUGGCUACGGUCUCCUCCAGCAUGAACAUUGUGCUGUUUGGGUACCAGGGCUCUGGCAAGAGCUCAUCCUGUAUCUCCAUCAUUGGCCAAGAGGAGUUCCAUGGCACACAGCCCACCAAAGAGCCCCUCCUCUGCACAAAGACGCUUGACUGCAAGAAGCUCACGCUGGUUGACACCCCUGGAUGGAACCUGGAGGAUGACAAUGCAGUUGCCAUGGAGAAACUGGACGGGGAGAGCUAUACAUCUGCCCACAUCAGACACCUGUGCUACCCAGGUGUGCACACCCUGCUGCUGGUCAUCCCCAUUGGGGAGCCCUUCACUGAGCGGCACAGGCAGGGCAUGGUGGAGCGCCUGGAGACCGCAGGGACAGACGUGUGGAAGUUCUCCAUGGUGCUGUUCACUGGUGCUGACCGGCUGUGGGGCAACGGGGUUGAGGAGUUUAUCGCGGAAGGGGGCUCGGCCCUCCAGAGGCUGGUAGAGAGAUGCAGGAACAGGUACCAUGCUCUGGAUAACACCUGCUCGGAGAACAGCACACAGGUCAGAGAACUGCUUCAGAAGGUAGAAGACAUGGUGCAGGAGAACGAGGGCUCAUUCUUCAUGAUGGAUGAUGGUAUUCGGGCUCCCUGGUCUGGACAGAUCCCAGAACGAGAAGUGGGGAUGAUCACCAGUGAUGUGGUGUCACCAAUAUUUAGAUCACCACCACGAGAGUUGAGGAUGGUGUUAGUAGGGUGGCAAGGUGCCGGGAAGAGUUCAGCAGGAAAUGUGAUCUUGGGUGGACGUAGGUUUGAGUCAGGUUGCCGCACCGAGGUCUCGUCGCGCCAGCAGGCAUACGUGAGUGGCUGGCGCAUCACUCUCGUGGAUACUCCAGGCUGGGAUUGGUUUUCCUUCCGGCGGACUCCGGUGCAUGUCAGGAAGGAGAUCAAAAGAGGGGCACGACUGCUUCACCCUGGCCCACAUGCCCUCCUUUUGGUCAUCCCUGUAAUAUCUACCCUCACAUCCAGAAAGAGGCGUGCUCUGGAGAACCACCUGGAGAUGUUUGGAGAGGAGGCAUCUCUUCACACGAUCGUGCUGUUCUCUUGUGGCGAUUGGCUGGGCUGUACACCAAUUGAGGAGCACAUCCAAAGGGACGGUGGGCAGUACCUGAAUCUGAUAGAGCACUGCUUGAACUACUAUCAUGUGUUGGACAGCGCCACUGCAACCAGAGGCCAAGAUCAGGUCACUGAACUUCUGCUUAAAGUGGAGGAAAUGGUGGCUCAGAAUGAAGGAAGACCAUUCCUCCCCGUCAAGUUAAAUGAAGAACAGGAGGAUGAGGCAAUGUGUGGAAAAUGCGCACUCCUGUGAACAAACGAAUGGCAUGUCUUAGAACUCAAAUUCAAUUAAAUUGCAGUUAUGCAGAAGAGAAAAAAAUAUAAAUAAAUGAACUUAAAUGAGUUUUGUCAGUGAGUUCCCUCACUAGACUGGUCUUAUAAGGGUUUAUGAAGACAUAUUAAUUUGGAAUUGUUUACCUUAACUUUUGUAAAGGUGUCAUUAUUAAGGUAUUUAUUUUUCUGAAUUGCAUACAGGACUAUGUAGCUGCAUGUUUUCAGCAAUAUACAAAUAUGUCACAUUUGCCAUGACUACACAUAUCUCCCAGAUUGAUUAACCAGCCUGAAGGGAAACACAUGUUGUUAACACUUUUGCUACUGCGUACUUUGCACUUGAUAUUUUCAAAUGAAUAAAGUUUGAUUUUUAAAGUCAA